Malania oleifera is the source of this 2172-nucleotide messenger RNA. RefSeq lists its product as uncharacterized. Gene Ontology annotation, molecular function: GDP-Man:Man(1)GlcNAc(2)-PP-Dol alpha-1,3-mannosyltransferase activity; alpha-1,3-mannosyltransferase activity. The record is from RefSeq and is a predicted model, not a curated record. NCBI's taxonomy places the organism in Eukaryota, Viridiplantae, Streptophyta, Magnoliopsida, Santalales, Ximeniaceae. The transcript has 8 exons. The coding region runs from base 571 to 1797 and encodes 408 amino acids.
GAACAAAGCUGUUUAAGGAGGAAGGCUUCCCUCACCCUUAAUAAGUGAACAUCAGCCAAAGCUCGUUUGCGGGGGAAGCCUUUUCCUCACCCUUGAUGAGUGAACACCAGCCCUUUCACAACUGACGGGGAUAACCCAACAGACUCUGCUCUUGCUCUCGCAUUUGGAGCCUCGCACUUCAGCGUGACUUCCCAGCUCUCCACUCUCAUCUCUGGUCUGUUCUGCUAGUCUCCGUCUCCGUCUCCGUCUCACUCGUAUUUUGUCUGAUCUGCUGGUCACGCCAUUUCCUCGCUCCGUCUAUGUCGUGUCUCGGAAAAUUGGUUCUCAAAUUUUGGAGCUGAUUCUUCUUCUUCUUCUUCAGAAAUUCAGUUGAUGCUGCAGAUUUCUGGAUCUGCUUUGUCUUAUUAUUCUUCAAAAAUUUCUUUCUCUGAUAGACGGUGCUGUCUUUGAUCAGUUGUAUUUUCUCUUGAGCGUUGAGUUCCAGUGGUUCAUGUUUCGCGUUAUCAGUUCGUUGAGUUCGAUUGAAGAAUUCGUCUUCUAAACGAGCCGGAGUUUCUUGAAUUUUUGGUGAUGGGAAAAAAAGAUACCUCGAAGAUGAACAUCGCCAUCAUUCAUCCCGAUCUUGGCAUAGGUGGAGCAGAAAGAUUAAUUGUUGAUGCUGCUUUGGGACUUGUGUCCCAUGGACACAAUGUUCAUAUUUUUACUGCACAUCAUGACCAAUCUCAAUGUUUUGAGGAGACUCUUUCUGGUGCCUUUGCAGUUACAGUGUAUGGUGCUUUCCUACCGCGGCAUAUUUUCUACCGGCUCCAUGCCAUAUGCGCAUAUCUACGGUGCAUUUUUGUUGCUUUUUGUGUACUGUUCUUGUGGUCUUCAUUUGACAUUAUACUAGCUGAUCAGGUCUCUGUUGUAAUUCCAUUGAUGAAACUUAAGAAGUUUUCAAAGGUUGUAUUCUAUUGCCAUUUUCCAGAUUUGUUGCUGGCUCAACACACAACUUUUGUUAGGAGGAUGUAUCGUAAACCUAUCGACUUCAUAGAAGAAAUAACAACUGGAAUGGCAGAUUUGAUCCUUGUUAAUAGCAAGUUUACUGCAUCUACUUUUGCAAAUACAUUCAAAAACCUUCAUGCUCAGGGAAUUCAACCAGCUGUUCUUUAUCCAGCAGUCAACAUAGACCAGUUUAAUGAACCCAAUGCUUUUAAGCAUAAUUUCCUCUCCAUCAACCGAUUUGAAAGAAAAAAGAAUAUAGAGUUGGCAAUUUCAGCCUUCGCCAUGGUACGCACUCUUGAAGGCAAUGUUCUUCAAGGCCAGAAUUUGGACAAUAUUUCCUUGACUAUUGCAGGUGGCUAUGAUAAUCGCCUGAGGGAGAACAUUGAGUACUUGGAGGAACUCAAGGGCUUAGCAGAAAUGAAAGGAGUCUCUAAUCGGGUUCAUUUCAUCACAUCCUGCUCAACUGCAGAAAGAAAUAAACUUCUCUCUGAAUGCCUCUGUGUUCUUUAUACACCAAAGGAUGAACACUUUGGCAUUGUUCCCCUGGAGGCAAUGGCAGCUCACAAACCUGUUAUCGCAUGCAACAGUGGGGGCCCUGUGGAGACAAUUAAGAAUGAGGUGACGGGGUACCUCUGCGACCCUACGCCACAAGAGUUCUCUUCGGCAAUGGCUAAACUCAUUCGAGACCCCAAGAUGGCUGAAAAAAUGGGUGAGAAUGCCCGGCAGCAUGUAACCGAGUCAUUCUCAACUAAAAUAUUUGGCCAGCAUUUGAAUCGUUAUCUCAUUGACAUUGCCCGGGCGAAGAGCGAGUGAACUAGGUUGAAACUGGCCUGAGGAAGAACAUGACAGCAGCUCUGCAUGAGCACAAGAAGGGUUUACAGGGCAUAGUUCAACAAGGUCCUUUGUUAGAGUAACAGCACUGUUAAAUAUAUAUAUAUUGAUCAUCAGUUGCCAUCUGGAUACAUAUUUGGUUAAAUGGUCUCGGACCUUGAGACGAUGUGAUUUAACUUUUGCAGUUGUUAGUUUCGGUUUCUUUGGCAUGGAAUAGAGUAGAUCAAGUUAUGGUGCUUAUCCUAGCGCUUACAGUCACAAACUUUAUCCUAGUCUUUCUAGUUUAGAAUAAAGACUGAAAUAGAAGGAAAAAUUAUAUGAUGAAUCUGCAUAAUUGGAUUUUAUUUUAUUUUUGCA